AUGGGCUCCAAAACAUAUGAAGGCGAGGGCCAGCGAGGCGGUAAUGAUCCGUCCAACUCAAUCAGUUCCAAUUCCGCUGGCGGAGAGCCGCGAGGCGCUCAUUUGUCCCGGGACGGCGACGGCAGUUUGGGGGAUGGCGAUGGGGACGACGGUGCCGAUGGAGACGAUAAGGCUGGCGCCGUUGCCGCCGCCUCACUGACCGAACAACAAGCUUCGUCGGAAACGACCAGCAAGAAGAAGAAACGAAGAAAGCCCAAGAAGAAAGCCUCGGCGUUAAGGCAGUCCUCGCCGCCACGGGUCCCGUUGAGUGACCUUUUCCCCACGGGCCAGUUCCCGGUCGGCGAGAUCCACGAGUAUGGCCCCGAGGGCACGGCUCGCACAACGGCCGAGGAAGCCCGAUACCUGUCUCGGAACCAUCUUCAGGAUGACAGUGUCCUCAACGAGUAUCGCAAAGCAGCAGAGAUACAUCGUCAGGUGCGACACUGGACUCGGGAGAACGUUCGGCCUGGCCAGACGCUCACGGAGAUUGCCGUGGGCAUUGAGGAUGGCGUGAGAGCGCUCCUGGACAAUGCUGGCCUUGAGACUGGGCAGUGUCUCCAGUCCGGAUUGGGAUUCCCCACGGGGCUCGCGUUGAACGAUUGUGUUGCGCAUUACACGCCUAACCCGGGCCAAAAGGACAUCGUCUUGCAAGCAAGCGAUGUGAUGAAGGUGGACUUUGGGGUCCAUAUCAAUGGCUGGAUAGUUGACAGUGCGUUUACAAUGUCGUUUGACCCAACUUACGACAACCUACUUGCCGCCGUGAAGGAUGCUACGAACACCGGUAUCAAGAAUGCCGGAGUCGAUGUCCGUAUCAGCGAUGUCAGUGCUGCCAUCCAGGAGGCGAUGGAAAGCUAUGAGGUUGAAAUCGGCGGCAAAGUGUACCCUGUGAAACCGGUGCGAGAUCUUAGCGGGCAUGAUAUCAAACGCUAUCAGAUUCACGGUGGGAAGUCAAUUCCAUUUGUGAAAAAUUCCAGCCAAACAAAGAUGGAAGAGGGGGAGAUUUUUGCCAUCGAAACAUUUGGCUCCACGGGCCGUGGCUCUACAGUGGAAGGCUUUGGCGUCUAUGGGUAUGGAAAAGACCCGAACGCACCGAAGAGGGUGACAUCCCCUCUCGCCUCGGCCAGAUCUCUGUACAAGACGAUCAAUGAAAACUUCGGCUCGAUUGUCUUCUGUCGCCGUUACCUUGAACGGCUUGGAGUUGAGCGCUACUUGGCCGGUAUGAACAGUCUUGUAAACAAUGGUAUUGUAGAGCAAUACGCGCCUCUUAUGGAUGUGAAGGGAUCAUACUCGGCACAGUUUGAACAUACUAUCUUGUUGCGAGAGUCGUGCAAGGAAGUGAUCAGCCGUGGAAAUGACUAUUGA
Molecule: messenger RNA, 1401 nt
Organism: Aspergillus nomiae NRRL 13137
Lineage: Eukaryota; Fungi; Ascomycota; Eurotiomycetes; Eurotiales; Aspergillaceae
Product: methionine aminopeptidase 2
Exons: 6
Coding region: 1-1401 (466 amino acids)
Biological process (GO): proteolysis
Molecular function (GO): metalloaminopeptidase activity
Source: RefSeq, a predicted model, not a curated record